CUCGUUAUUUGACGUAAUAUCCGGACCAAAUUUAAGCUAAUGUUACCCAGCAUAUAUAUUCACUAAUAACUUGCUGUGAGUUUACGUUUAUUUCAGUUUCUUGGCUGCUUCGGGAUGUUAGGUGGAGCAACCGACGGUGUUGUGAUGACUGUUUUGUAGACGCGGUCCACGUGAUGCUAAGCUUCAGGUGCUCUUACAAGGGAGCGUUCAUUGUUAGCUUAGCUUUAGCCGUGCUCCCAGCCUCUGCUUUCGCCUGACUUCUACUCUCCGGCUUGCUCUCGACGGGGCCGUAACAACUAGCUACCUCGGUAGCUAGCUAGUUAAACACUUUUUUAUUAUUAUUAUUUUAAGUUUUUGUGUCUUUCUGACUUGCUGGGACGUUUAUGUAACCGUCACUUCUCGGUCAAAUUCCAUAUAAGGACGCCUGUGAAUAAUCAGUCCUUUUUUAAUAGCACAUGCACGGAACAGCUAGCUUGUUAAGCUAAGUUUGAAGAAGCGGAUCAUCUGUAACUUGUGUUCUUUUGACCUGGACGCUAUAAUUUUACGUCCAGGGAUUUAAGGAGGCUUUUCAGCGUCUGCAUCCUCCUUUGAUCGCGCUGUCAAGAAGCGGGGAUACCCUUUUCUUUAUAGUUUUAUUUUUAUGUUUUGAAGUAUUUUUGUGCCACGAUGGCUUCCUCCUCUGGAAACGACGAUGACCUCACCAUCCCAAGAGCAGCUAUCAACAAGAUGAUUAAAGAAACUCUUCCUAACGUACGAGUGGCCAACGACGCGAGGGAGCUGGUUGUUAACUGCUGCACAGAGUUCAUCCACCUCAUUUCCUCCGAAGCCAACGAAAUAUGCAACAAAUCCGAGAAGAAGACCAUAUCUCCCGAGCAUGUCAUCAACGCCCUAGAGAGCCUUGGUUUCGGGUCGUACAUCACGGAGGUGAAAGACGUCCUGCAGGAGUGUAAAACUGUGGCUCUGAAGAGGAGGAAGGCCAGCUCCCGACUGGAGAACCUGGGCAUCCCAGAAGAGGAGCUCCUCAGACAACAACAAGAAUUAUUUGCUAAGGCGCGGCAGCAGCAGGCCGAGCUCGCCCAGCAGGAGUGGUUGCAGAUGCAGCAGGCCGCCCAGCAGGCACAGAUGGCAGCAGCAUCCGCCAGCACAGCCCAGCAGGCCGGCUCCUCUCAGGACGAAGACGAGGAGGAUGACAUGUGAUCCCAGGGCACCGUUCAGCUUGUCCAGAUUCCUACCUGGGACGGUGCUGCACCACAACCUUCCGGUGCCGUUAUGGCAGAGACCAGAUGUGUUUAACUGCCAGGAAAGGCACCUUUGCAAUGAACAGUAAAGAGAAAGAUGGACGGGGUUUUAACAUGGCCCUGAAAAUGGUUUGGAUUGAAAGGCUGGUCAUGAAGUUUCUGAUUUAUGUCAUUUCCCCCUCUUUUAGUUGCUUGUGUUUAAUGAGGUCUUGCUAUUAUGUUGUAAUUAGUAGAGUUCGGGAGGUUUUGCGAACCCACUGAGGGCAGACGUUGCCUGACACAGGUCAGUGAAUUUUGGUUAUUCCUUCAGGUACCGCUCCGGAUCACUUAAGCUUCAGGAAAUGAUUCCAGAGUGUCGGAGUCCUCCUUAUUUGGUGUUUGAUGGCCAUUUUUACUGUACGGAAUCUGGUUAGCCCCCUCCUUGGUAUAUUUGUUGAACAGUGAAUUGGUAGAGGGCCUGUGAAUAUUAACUUUGUUACGUUAUGUAGAGAAACAAUGGAUAUUUUGUUUAGUUUUAGCUUCUUCAGAUCUUUAGUUUCACCUUCUUCCUUCCUGGAACCGCCCUCAGUAUUGGUGAUUAGCUACACCUGUGAGAAACAGUAUCUGUCUCCUAGAACCAAAGAGUCCAGACUCGUCCCAGAGUUGGUGUUUAAGGUGUAGGUGCUACUCACUGCUGACUCCAGAUCAGUGUCAACAAUGUUUCGGAUUAUUAACCCAACUUUGAUAUCUAGAAUGAGUUUGGUAUUUCAGUCCUCGUAAAAACAAGUAACCUUGUUGUGAUGCAUUCACUGGCCUGUACUACAAAAUGUAUUCUUUAAGCAAUAAAGGAAUCAUUUUUAUACA
This is a messenger RNA of Melanotaenia boesemani (Boeseman's rainbowfish), 2081 nucleotides long. RefSeq names its product down-regulator of transcription 1 (gene dr1). Gene Ontology annotation, cellular component: negative cofactor 2 complex. The transcript has 3 exons. Gene Ontology annotation, molecular function: core promoter sequence-specific DNA binding; protein heterodimerization activity; TBP-class protein binding. The coding region runs from base 667 to 1197 and encodes 176 amino acids. NCBI's taxonomy places the organism in Eukaryota, Metazoa, Chordata, Actinopteri, Atheriniformes, Melanotaeniidae. The record is from RefSeq and is a predicted model, not a curated record. Gene Ontology annotation, biological process: negative regulation of transcription by RNA polymerase II; RNA polymerase II preinitiation complex assembly; positive regulation of transcription by RNA polymerase II.